AUGGCCGAUCUGUACCCUGACCUCAAAGACCGACCUCUCAAGGAGACAAUCUGUCUCUUUGAUGUCGACAACACCCUCACGCCUGCUCGCUUGCCUAUCUCUCCUGAGAUGAGACAGGCUCUUGCGAAACUCAGACACAAGUGCGCCAUUGGCUACGUUGGAGGGUCCAACUUCCCCAAACAACAAGAACAAAUCGGCACAGAUACCCUCUCGGUCAAGGACGUCUUUGACUUCUGCUUCGCUGAGAAUGGUCUUGAGGCUUAUCGACUCGGUCAACCCCUCCAGUCAACCUCGUUCAUCCAGUGGAUCGGAGAAGAGAAGUACCAGAAACUAGCCAGAUGGAUCUUGAAAUACAUUUCGGAGCUUGAAGGUCUCCCAGCCAUGCGAGGAACUUUCAUUGAGUUCAGAAAUGGCAUGAUCAACGUCAGCCCCGUUGGUCGUAACGCCAGCACGGCCGAGAGAAACGAGUUCGAGGCUUGGGACAAGAAGACCGGUUGUCGACCAAAGAUGAUUGAAGCGUUGAAGAAGGCCUUUCCCGACUUGGCUGUCACAUACUCCAUCGGAGGACAAAUCUCCUUCGACGUCUUCCCAACGGGUUGGGAUAAGACGUACUGUCUACGACAUGUCGAGGCAGAGGCGGACGCAAGCAAGGGACUGUCCGGCAUUGACUACAAGACCAUUCACUUUUUCGGCGACAAGUGCUUCGAGGGCGGUAAUGACUGGGAGAUCUAUACUGAUCCAAGAACGAUCGGCCACUCCGUCGAAAAUCCUGCGGACACGCUGAAACAGCUCAAAGAACUCUUCGACGUUUGA
Molecule: messenger RNA, 813 nt
Organism: Exophiala spinifera
Lineage: Eukaryota; Fungi; Ascomycota; Eurotiomycetes; Chaetothyriales; Herpotrichiellaceae
Exons: 3
Coding region: 1-813 (270 amino acids)
Biological process (GO): mannose metabolic process; GDP-mannose biosynthetic process; protein N-linked glycosylation
Cellular component (GO): cytosol
Molecular function (GO): phosphomannomutase activity
Source: RefSeq, a predicted model, not a curated record